Molecule: messenger RNA, 1170 nt
Organism: Episyrphus balteatus (marmalade hoverfly)
Lineage: Eukaryota; Metazoa; Arthropoda; Insecta; Diptera; Syrphidae
Product: transcription factor Ouib-like
Exons: 7
Coding region: 157-1170 (337 amino acids)
Biological process (GO): regulation of transcription by RNA polymerase II
Cellular component (GO): nucleus
Molecular function (GO): RNA polymerase II cis-regulatory region sequence-specific DNA binding; zinc ion binding; DNA-binding transcription factor activity, RNA polymerase II-specific
Source: RefSeq, a predicted model, not a curated record
UGAUAUGGGCCUAAAAUAGAUUACAUCAAUUAAAAAUGAGAAUGGAUAAUUCGCUCUGCAUUGUUUGAGAUUCAACAAUUUAAUUGCCAUCAAUUUUUUAAGUUCUUUGUAAAAUUGAAAGUCAAAAUUAUUUUGUUUAAUUGAGUUAAAAAAAAUAUGUCCGAUACAUAUUUAGAAACAUGUCGGAUUUGUAAAAUAGUGGUUCCCGUUGAAAAUAAUAUUUUUCAAAUCUAUGACAAUGCUUGCGUAAAAUUCUUAGAAGAAAUCAAAGAGAUAUCUGGCGUCGAUUUUAAUGGAGUUUUUGAACAACCAUGGUAUAUUUGUAUGAACUGUUAUACAUCGCUUUUAUCAGCUCAAGUAUUUCGAAAAAAAUGUAUUGAAUCGUAUGAAAUUUUCAAAAAUAGUCAAAAAUUAGAUGAACCUCUGGAUAAUGAAGAUCUUUUAGAAAAGAUUUUGAACUACAGACCGGAUGUUUUGGAAAACGAAAGCAGCGAAUUAGAGGAAAAUAAGUCUACAACUAACUCCAAUCCAUUACCAGCCAUUCCGAAUGAAGUGACUGUGGAGACAGUUGAGCCAAUUAAAACAGUUGCAACUGUUGAAACCAAUAAGACUGUUGAGCCCGUUGAAACUGUUAAGACCAUUAAGACUGUUGAGAUCGUUGAGGCUGUAAACAAUCGACAAUCAACAAAAAAAGAUGUACAAAUAACAAGAAUUUGUGAGAUCUGCGGUAAUGUUUUUGAAAAGAAGCGAAAUUUUAAAUUACAUCUUCAAAGACAUACUAACAUCAAGCGUUAUGAAUGCGAAAUAUGUUUUUGCAAAUUUUACACUCCAUCGGAACUGAAAUGUCACAUGAGGAAACAUACUGGAGAAAAACCCUACAAAUGCAAAUAUUGCAAUCGUAAAUUUUCCGACUAUGGGACACAUAAAAAUCAUGAAAGAACGCAUACUAAUGAAAGACCGUUUAGCUGUAAUUUUUGUGAAAAGACUUUUACAAAUCAAUUUAUGCAGAAAAAUCAUAUUUUGAUCCACACAGGAAAAAGAAAUUAUAAAUGUGAUGUAUGUAAUAGAGCAUUUGUGUAUCCAGGGCACCUUACGACUCAUUUAAAAUCGAUGUUUCACCGGCGAAAUUGUAAACUUGCUGAGUUAGAAGAAAAAGAAUUAACAGCCUAA